Molecule: messenger RNA, 1868 nt
Organism: Trichoplusia ni (cabbage looper)
Lineage: Eukaryota; Metazoa; Arthropoda; Insecta; Lepidoptera; Noctuidae
Product: sodium/hydrogen exchanger 10-like
Exons: 16
Source: RefSeq, a predicted model, not a curated record
CGCUACAUCGACAGAUUUGGUCCUGGACGUGAUUGAUGCUCUCACGACUUGGGACAAAUGGAGUAACGUGAACUCCAGCUUCAUAACCGCGACCAAACUGCUCAGGAUGCUACGGUUCCUUAGACUGUGCAAGCUGGCCAGGGUAUCAGUUCCAAAGAUCAUGGCUUACAUUGACCGUAUGAUCGACAUCCAAUUGGCGUUUGGAUACGACGUCGGUAAGGGGUUCGUGACUGGUGCACAGGAGGUGUGCACACUGUUGCCUCAGCUGGUUGACAACAAACAGAUACAUGACAUGCUCACUACCAAACUGGAUAGUGAUAGGUUGGCAGUGACCCGUCAGCUAGGUCUGCUCCAGCGCGACCGGCCGUGGACAGCCAUCACCGUGAAGACGCGACAGGCGACCACCUCCACUCUUAAUAUUAUGAUACUUGAUGCCAUGCAGCUUAAGGAAGAAGGAUUUCUGGACGAAAUGGAAUAUAAGCUAUUGCUAAACGCGAUUCAGGAGAAGAUUCAGUUAUGUCGUCACAAGGGGAGCCUGGUGGCCCCCUCGUCUCCUGAGACUCAACUCCGCGCCGUCUCGUGGUUGCAAGGAAACGAGAGGAUUGCUGAGUUCUUUCUAGAAAACUCUGAAAUACUCAACUUUAAUAUCAACGAUAUUUUGAUAUCUAGAGGUGAUGAACCGAAAGGCAUGUAUAUCCUGGUGUCAGGUCUUCUGGAGGCCACGUACAUACCCCCGGAUGAUGAAAUGGAUGAAGCCAUACCUAACUACGAGUUCUUCACCGACCUCAAGUUUGCGGAGCCAAGCCAGGACUAUAUUGUGUCCGGUAAUGCUGUUGGUGUGUUGGGGGUGUUAACAAACCGGCCUUAUAGCUACACAGUGCGGUGCGACUCCGCCGUGCAAGCUUACUACAUCACGCUGCCGAUCAUUAAGGAGGCGUUUAAUCUAGCCCCGCAUCCCAUAAUGGGCCUUGAGGCGUCUAUGUGGCGGGAGAUAGGCAUCAAGAUGUCCAUGAUGGUGCUGCCGACGGUGCCGGCGUACCACAGCUGGCCGGUGGAGAAGCUCAGCAUGAGGCUGGAACACGCCUUCGUGCCGUGUCUUAAAGCGUUUAAGGUGUUCGUGGUAAACGAAUUGAUGGAAGACAUAGUGUUGCUGGAUGGCAUCUGCCAGGACCUGGCCACCAGGGAGGUGUUCCAGCCGCCUUCUUAUAUACCUAGGACCGCCCACCGCCUGAUCUUCCCGAAGUCCUCGCAGCUGAUGGUGUCCGGCUCGUGCCCGGAGACCAAGCUCAUGAUCGUGCCCUCCAAGGACUCGGAUGAGCUGGACAUCAUGGAGGAUGAGGUCGACGAUCUUCAGUGUGAACUGAUAUCGAAUGUAUCAUCCCGUUGCCUGUACCAUCGCGUGGCUCGGCGGGUGUCAGUAGAGUCACGCGCGCCGUCAGCGCGACGCGGCCGCGGCAAGCGGCGCCGCGGGGGCAAGCGGGUCAACUACAGGGAGUCCGUUUGGGGCAAGCAAAUAUCCUCGCAAAUGAUCGGUGGCGCUAGCGAGAGGGAAAUGACGUCAAAGUAUUACAAGCCAAGCGUCGCAGAUGUGCCUGAAAAACUGGAGCCGACAAAGCCAAAAGGUGUCCAGGUGAUGGGCCCUACGAGGAGUAACACCGGCUCAUCCCUGCAACAAUCAGAGGAGGAGUUAUACAACACAAUGCUAUCGAAACUGAAGAGGCCUUCAACUGGAAACAGGAACAUGAAAUAGUACACAACUUGAAGAGGGUUUUGUAUACUUAAUGGAUUUUAUAUUGAAUGUCUACUGUUAAGCAUUUUGAUUUAUUUAUUUUGUACUUUAUAUCCAUUUUUAAUAAAGUUCAUAUUUA